This is a messenger RNA of Adelges cooleyi (spruce gall adelgid), 1180 nucleotides long. RefSeq lists its product as uncharacterized. The transcript is spliced from 5 exons. The coding region runs from base 366 to 866 and encodes 166 amino acids. Lineage: Eukaryota; Metazoa; Arthropoda; Insecta; Hemiptera; Adelgidae. The record is from RefSeq and is a predicted model, not a curated record.
ACCGACAGCGUACUUAUACACAGUACCGCAGCGACGUCGGCGCGCGUAUCGCACACAAGGUUCGCAAACGUUCGUCCGUACACUUCUCGUUAACGCAUUGACGGUAGCGCGCUUUUCAGUUGAUUUUAUUUUUUCUUUAUAUAAACUUUUCGCCCGCUAAACGGUCACCAGUCUAUUUAUGGGCCACGACGAGGCGGCCAACGGCAGUGUCCGAGCCUGAGUGUAUCGGUCGGCGCCUGCGAGCGAGGUCAUCCCGCGCGUACAAUCACGUCCCGCGGUUUUUUCUUUCAAGCGAAAAAUAUAAACAUCUAUAUUUAAAUAAUAGAUAUUUCAAUCCGGUUUAAGUAUUUGGACGACAUUCAAUCAUGGGCCGCAAGUUACCGCUUCUCUCAUCAUGCAUGGGCUGUCCGCUGAAGACGGGUGCCCUCAUCAGCGGCAUUUACGGAAUUGUAAUUGCUAUAAUCACAUUAAUAGUGAUCCUGGUAUACGAUAUUAAAAUACAGACCAUCGUCAUCGACUUCUUACCCAAAACUGUUGUAAAAAUCAUUGUUGCAAUCAAUCUCAUAAUGACAAUUUUGAUAUCAGCUUUACUGUUAGCUGGGAUAUUAAUGAGAAACAAAUUAUUGAUGCUACCUUGGAUCGUGCUAACAAUUAUGCUAUGUAUUGGACUAGUCAUAUCUGUUUUGUAUACCACUAUUGACUUUUUAAUACACGCAUAUUACAUCACAAGCAUUCUAGUACUAGUUGUUGGCAUGCUCGGUGUCUGUAUUUAUGUAUACAUGUGGUGGGUGACCUACAGCUAUUACCAAAAAAUAAAGGAAGAAGACAACCGAACACCUUAUACAAGAACCCCGUAUUAUGGCUAAUAGCUUCUAAAUUAAUAUACUUCAUAGUUUAUUAUUAUUUUUACCAAAUGUAUUUGAUAAGUUUUUGCCAGUAAGGAUUCACACAUAAAUCAUAAUCAACCUGAUUAAUCUACAUGUCCAUGGUAAUAUUAGGCUUACUGCAAUGUUAUGUAGGUAGUGUAUACAUUUUUGUUUUGUCUGUUAAUUUAUAAAGCACUAUUUAUGUUUUAAAAUUUAUAUAAUAUUUAUAUUUUGUAUAUAAUAAACAAUUUAAUAAAAUACCCACAAAAUUAAAAUAAUGUUAAAUUUCAAUAAAUAUUAUUAUGUGAUAAAAC